CCCUCCUCGCCCCCCUCCCACGCCCAGUCUCCCCAGAACCUCCGCCAGCCUCCCAGGAUGGGGAUCAAGGUCUACAUUGCCUCUUCCUCCGGAUCUACGGCGAUUAAGAAACAACAGCAAGAUGUGCUUGGCUUCUUGGAAGCCAACAAGAUUGAGUUUGAGGAGAAAGACAUAGCGGCCAAUGAAGAGAACCGCAAGUGGAUGCGGGAAAACGUCCCCGAAGAGAGCCGUCCAGCCACCGGGAAUCCCUUGCCGCCGCGGAUCUUCAAUGACAGCCGGUAUCUUGGGGAUUACGAAGCUUUCUUCGAAGCAAGAGAGAAUAACGCCGUAUAUGCUUUCCUAGGUUUGACUGCCCCACCGGGUUCCAAGGAGGCAGAAGCCCUGGCCAAGCAAGAAGCCUGAGUGGCCUUCCAUUCCUAAAGCCUUAAGUAUUCUCCAAAGGGAAAUAUCUUCAGCUUUUGAUACAAUAGCAACCUUGUCUACGCUUCGAGAGAGAGAGAAAAAGAUGUUGUUGUUUCUGAUUGCUCUGCACAGCUCUGAAUACAAGAUGAUGGAGCGCCAAGCAAAACAUGCCAUUGAAAACAGCAAAUGUCAUUAAAUGGAUUCCGAAA
This is a messenger RNA of Anolis sagrei ordinatus, 611 nucleotides long. RefSeq names its product SH3 domain binding glutamate rich protein like (gene SH3BGRL). Lineage: Eukaryota; Metazoa; Chordata; Lepidosauria; Squamata; Anolidae. The record is from RefSeq and is a predicted model, not a curated record. Gene Ontology annotation, cellular component: cytoplasm.